GAACAGUGCAGUGUUGAUAGAGCUGCCGGAAGACAUUAAGACAUUAUUAAGUCCUCUUUGAGUGGCGCUCGCUUGUCUCCUGGCAGCAAAAUGAACCUGAGUCAGGUGAACGCUUCUCUGAAGUGUGAGCGGGACACUCGGGUAACAUCCAUACUGUUUCCCUGCCUGUACGCGGCUCUCUUCCUGCUGGCGUUGGUGUUGAACAGUCUGGCCGCCUGGAUCUUCUUCCAAAUUCGCAGCAGCUCAACCUUCAUCGUGUACCUGAAGAAUGUGGUGGUGGCAGAUCUCCUGAUGACUCUCACCGUGCCUGUGAAGGCUCUGAGCGAUGCAGGUUUGGGCUCCUGGCACCUCCGGGCCUUCCACUGCCGCUACUCCGCUGUGCUCUUCUACACCACCAUGUACAUCAGCAUCCUCCUGCUCGGGUUCAUCAGCUUGGACCGCUACCUAAAGAUUGUGCAUCCCUUCGGGAAAUGCGUCCUUCAGAGGGUCAGGGUGGGCCGAGUACUGUGUGCUGUUACCUGGGCGGUCAUGCUGUCUUUAGCUCUGCCCAAUGUUAUCCUGAGUAACCGAAUGCCACAGAUCUCCGCCGGCGGGAGGCUGCGGUGCACCAGGAUGAAGGGGAAGAUGGGUCUGCUGUGGCACGAAGGCUUCAACUACUUCUGCCAGGUUGUUUUCUGGGGAACAUUGGCGCUCAUGGUUGUUUGCUACACCUUCAUCAGCAGGAAGGUGUUUGAGUCAUACCGUGCAUCACAAAGCAGCAGUGACGUAACCAGCAAACAGACCACAUCUAAGGUGUUCGUGGUGGUGGGGGUUUUCUUUGUUUGCUUCGCCCCUUUCCACUUGGCUCGAGUCCCGUACACCCUCAGCCAGACCCGGAGCACUUCUGCCCAGUGCUGGGCUCAAAACCAGCUGUAUUUCGCUAAAGAGAUCACACUCUGGAUAUCAUCCUCCAACGUAUGCCUGGACCCGCUCAUUUAUGUUUUCCUGUGUCGCGGUUUCCGCAAGAAGCUGACUGCCACACUGUGCCGCACUCCGCUCCCUCACGGCUCUCUGACUGAGACCUCCACCAAAAUAGAGAUGCCAACCAGAGGACACUGAAGCACAGAUGCAGAUCUACAUGUUUAUUGACAUCCUGAUCUGCAUACUGGAGGCCCAGACUUAGUUCACUGCACUUCACUAUGAGGAUCAGUUGUUUGUGGAAAUAUGAAAAAUCUUUAUUUUUCUCAAGUAAAUAUGUUUAAAGUUGGCAUGAAACAGAAGAUUGACCUUUUUUCCCUUUUAUGACUUACAUCUGAACUGAUUGCCCUGCCCUAAAGCACUAAAAGCUCUGCCCUAAAUUACUGAUAGUUCUGCCCUGAAAUACUGAUAACUCCAACCCAAAUUACUGAUAACCCUGCCCUAAUGGACUGAUAACCCUGGCCUGAUAACCCCACCCUAAAUGACUGAUAGGUUCACACUGAAGGACUGAUAGCUCCGCCCCAAAAUGACUGAUAGCCCCGCCCUAAACAAUAGAUAGGUUAGUCCUAAAGAACUGAUAACCCCACCCUAAAGGACCAAUAGCUCUGCACUUAAUGACUGAUAGCUCCACCCUGAAGUACUGAUAGCCCCGCCCCAAAGGACUGAUAGCUCUGCCCCAAAGGACUGAUAGGUCCACCCUAAAGUACUGUUAGCCCCGCCCUAAAGUACUGAUAGCUCCGCCCAAAAUGACUGAUAGUCUUGGACUAAAUUACUGAUAGCCUUGCCCUAAAGUACUAAUAGAUACGACCCAAAUUACUAAUAGCCCUGCCCUAAUAGUCUGAAAAUCUCGCUCUGAUAGCUCCGCCUUAAAUUAUUUAUAACUCCUCCCUAAAGGGCUGAUAGACCCUCCCUAAAUUAUUGAUAUCCUUGCCCUAAAUUACUGAAAUCCCUGCCCUAAUGGAUUGAUAGCCCCACCUUGAAGUACUGAUAGCCCUGCCCUAAAGGUCCACCCUAAAUGACUGAUAGCUCCGCCCUAAAGGACUGAUAGCCAUGCCCUAAUAGACUAAUAAUCCCACCCUGAUAGCCCCGCCCUAAAAUAUUUAUAACUCCACCCUAAAGGACUGAUAGCCCCGCCCUAAAGUACUGAUAGCUUCGACCCAAAAUUACUGAUAGCCAAGCCCUAAUGGACUGAUAACCCUGCCCUAAAGUACAGAUAGCCACACCCUAAAUUACUGAUAGCCCCGCCCUAAAGGACUGAUAGGUCCGCCUAAAAGACGUGACCCAGAUGAAAGUGAGGUUUAGUCUUUUAGGACAGGGCUAUCAGUCAUUUGAUAGGGGGGGCUAUCAGUCCUUUAGGGCGGGGUUAUAAAUAUUUUAGGGCGGGGCUAUCAGUCCUUUAGGGCGGGGCUAUCAGGGCAGGAUUAUUAGUCCAUUAGGGCCUGGAUAUCAGUAAUUUAGGGUGGAGCUAGCUGGCCUUCGCUACACUCACCCCCCCCUAAUAGCACCGCCCAAAAUGACUGAUAGCUCCACCCUAAAGGUGUUCCAUGUGGUGGGAGGGAAGGUUCUGGUAUUUUAUUAAAGAUUAUGGGCUCAAAUUAAUACUCAUAGCAACAGUUUACAAGAAGCAAACACACACACACACACACACACACACACACACACACUCACAAGAAAACAACUGCUACUGGAAAGCAUUAGCUACUAGUUUUCAUGGUUUCAGUGUUAACCAGCUAAUGCUUUGUAAUGGUAUUUGUUGUUGAGACACUGGAACAUCUGACAUGGUUUCUGUUCAUUUGUUAAACACAGUAAGUUUAUUCUUAUACUGCAAUUAUUUUUCAAAGUACUAGACAUCACUGUUAGACCAACACUGACAGGCUCAUCUUCCUGCUUCAUUAUCAGAGACCACAGCAGUGUUUAUUUCCCUUCCAGCAUAAUCUUUGCCAUACACCGUGUCUCCUUUUCUGUGAAAACUGCUUUUAUUAAGUGAAUUGUAUUAAAUGUAAUUAAUAAAAUACAUACGAUGUUGUAA
Molecule: messenger RNA, 2986 nt
Organism: Danio aesculapii
Lineage: Eukaryota; Metazoa; Chordata; Actinopteri; Cypriniformes; Danionidae
Gene: p2ry13
Product: purinergic receptor P2Y13
Exons: 3
Coding region: 91-1098 (335 amino acids)
Biological process (GO): G protein-coupled receptor signaling pathway
Cellular component (GO): membrane
Molecular function (GO): G protein-coupled purinergic nucleotide receptor activity
Source: RefSeq, a predicted model, not a curated record